This is a messenger RNA of Suillus clintonianus, 3026 nucleotides long. RefSeq names its product CHAT domain-containing protein. The transcript is spliced from 3 exons. Lineage: Eukaryota; Fungi; Basidiomycota; Agaricomycetes; Boletales; Suillaceae. Gene Ontology annotation, molecular function: protein binding. The coding region runs from base 164 to 2989 and encodes 941 amino acids. The record is from RefSeq and is a predicted model, not a curated record.
UCCCACCCGUUCGUGGUGUCCGUCCUUCCCUUACGCUGAAGGCCACUCUUGUACAUUCUUGCAACAAUCGGGACGGUACAUUGUUUGAUUCCAUCGGCGACUGCAAGAUUGCUCGGGACACAGAUGCAGGCCACGCACGACUCGCCGAAUACGUGUCACAGAGAUGGAAGAGAGUAUCUCACCUGAAAGAUAUUCUCUCACCAACCUUGCAUGGGCCCGCCUUCGGGGUUAUAUUCAAAACGAUCUUCAAGACAUUGAUACCACCACUUCCCUCUUCCGCGAAGCCCUUGCAUUGCGUCCGCAGAGCCACCCAGAUCACGCAUUAUCUGUCUAUCAUCUCAUUUUUGCAUUGAACUGGCGCUAUAGAAAGGAGGACACCACCGUCGCCAUCCAAGAAUCCGUGCAACUAUGCUGCAAGCUACUGCCCCUCUGUCCACAGGGCACUUACCUGCGUAGCACCGGCAUAGACAGUGAGGUAGAUUAUGUGAUCGACGAAUGCAACAAUCUUCCGAACGAUGCAUCAGCUGAAGGCAUCCACCUUCGACGAGUCGUGCUUGAGCUCGGUCCUCUGGGCCAUCAACGCCAUCCCAUUACCCUCGCCAAUCUGGUAAUCGCACUUAAAUUACACUUUCACGCACACGGCAACAUUGAUGAUCUAGAAGAGAGCAUACAACAUGGUCGUGAAGCUAUUUCUCUGUGCCCAGAGGAUCAUCCUAAUCAUAGUGCCUCUCUGCAUAACUUGGCAAGCUUACUCCAGUGCCGCUUUGAUCACCAAGGCAAACCACAUGACCUCGACGAGGCUAUCUCCAUGCAUGAAGAAGUGCUGCUCCUGAACCCUAUCUGGCUUAGAGGGAGCAAUUCCAUUCUGGACUCCCUAGGGUGCGCCCUCAACACCCGUUUCCAGAAUUACGGUGACGUUGAUGACAUCAACCGAGCUGUCAGCCUCCAUCGCGAGGCACUGGCGUUGACCCCACCUGGACAUCCAUUUCAUGACACCAUGCUUAACAACCUUGCCCUCGCGCUCGCAAUCAGAUAUAAUUUGCGCGUCAUCGAGGAUCUUGAUGAGGCCAUUGAUCUAUAUCGCGAAUGCCUUCGGUUAAAACAGGUUCAUGAUCCAACGUACCCUACAAAUCUUUACAAUUUGAGCUACGCGCUCUGCGUUCGUUUCACGCGAACUGGGAACAUUGAAAAUGUCGAGGAGGCCAUUCGGCUCUGCCAAGAGUCAUUGGUAGCUCUGCCUUUACUGCACCCGGGUAGGUAUUACAGCUAUCAGUGGCUGCAGGAAGGCUAUUUGUCUCGUUUCCGAGUACACCACAACCCCGCUGAUCUAUCACUUGCGGUGGAGAACUGCAGACUGGCAUCGAAGCACCCUACUCAAGGCUUUACGCAUCGUAUUGCAACUGCCUUGGACUGGGUUAUUCAUGCUGAAGAUCAUCAACACGACUCUGCCCUCGAAGCAUACCAAAUAUGCUUGGAGCUGUUCGACAACCACGUAAUGACGCGAUCAUCGAUCAUCUCACGGCGCGAGGCUGCAACCGCUUUCUGCUGUGCGCAGUCACUCCCAGUAGAUGCAGCAUCAUGUGCUGUUCGUUCCAAUGACCUGCAACGAGCGGUCGAACUCUUGGAGCAGGGUCGUGGCCAGCAAUGGUCACUGGCCUCUCGACUCAGAACUCCGCUGGAAGACCUGGAGUCUGCGAGUCCGCAACUAGCUCAAAGACUCGCGGAGCUCAGCAAGGGCCUGUCUGAUGCUCAGGGUUCCGCCGGCAGCACUGACAGAGCUGCUGCUGAUUGGGCAGCAACCGAAUACAGGAGGCUUGCAAGGCAAUGGGAAGCUGCAGUGGCUGAAAUCCGUGAUAUUCAAGGUUUCUCGCGAUUCCUGCUCCCGCCGUCGUAUACAGAGUUGCAAGCGGCAGCACGCCAUGGUCCAGUAAUCAUUCUCAUUGCGAGUCAAUACUCAUGCAAUGCCAUUAUUGUCCCAGCGUCAGGAGAACCCCAUCAUAUUCCCUUAUCGUCUAUCACUCUCGCAGAUCUGGAUGAUCUCAAAGGUCGAUUCACCAGGGCGAUACAGCAAGCAUCUCAUAUGGGCCUAACGGAAUCAAGGACGGACCUGAUAGUCCUCUUGCGGAUAGUAUGGGAUGAGAUAAUGGUACACAUCGUCAACGUACUUGAGCAUGUCCUCAAAUUACAGCGCGGGUCUCGAAUCUGGCUGUGUCCAACUGCAGCUUUCACAUCCAUUCCUCUCCACGCAGCUCACCCCUUUCAAAUGAAGGCAGACCGCUCUGGGAAGCAGCCAUGCCUGGAGGAUCUCUACAUAUGCUCUUACACGCCGACACUUUCGGCGCUGAUCAGAUCCAGACAUAUGAUGAAGAAUCGUGUGCCUCCGUCCUUCGUGGCAAUCGGACAGGGUCAACCACGUGCAGGGAAAGGCAAGGCGCUCUUAGCUGUCGACAGCGAGCUCGAGCUUGUCCAUAAGCUUGUCCCCGCGACGGCUAACCGUUCCACUCUAUCUGGCCACGGAGCUACACGAGCAGGUGCACUAGAUGCUUUGGAACAGAACUCAUGGGUGCACCUCGCUUGUCACGGCAAGCAGGACCACAACCAGCCUUAUAAUUCCCAUUUCGUCAUGAAGGAUGAACCUCUCACGUUGCUCGACAUCAUGGAGAAAGAUAUUCCACAUGCUGAGUUCGCGUUCUUGUCGGCGUGUCAUACCGCCGCCGGCGAUAAGGAGACACCCGACGAAGUCAUUCAUCUCGCAGCUGGACUUCAGUUUUCGGGGUUCAAGAGCGUCGUUGGCACGCUGUGGGAGGUCGACGACGCUGUUGCAAAACAUGUUGUUGAAGCUUUCUACAAGAAUAUGGUCAAGAAUUUGAAGGAUGGCAGCUUCAUGGAUUGUACGAAGGCGGCUUGGGCACUCAACCGUGCUACGCACGCCGUGAUGACGAAAGUGCCGCUCGAGCAGAGGAUGGUGUUUAUUCAUAUCGGUGUGUAGUUCUACGUCGUAUUUCUUCGUCUGUUACAUAUUCGCA